AUGAUUACCAGUGUUAAUGACUUGAAACCUACUAUUGGCAUGGUAUUUCCGACUGAUGAUGAGGCAUAUCAACAUUAUAACAGUUAUGCCAAGGAGAGAGGGUUUUCUGUUCGGAAAUACAGGGUGGAUUGGUCAAAGUUAGAUAAACACGUAGUUGCAAGAUACUAUGUCUGUUCAAAUCAGGGUGAGAAAAUAAAAGACAAACGGAGAAAGGUGGAUUACCAGCAAUGUGUGACAAAGAAAACUCAUUGUGUGACUUUAUUGAAGAUCAAGAGUAGUAAUGGGGUGUGGGUGGUGGAUAAAUUUGAAAAGAAGCACAACCAUAUAUUGGUGAACAGGAAUGAUUCUUUCAGACUUAGAUCACAUCAGAAAAGGCAUAAAAGUACAGUUGACCUUGUACAACGACUGUAUAAGUGUGGCAUAAGACAAGCACAUAUAAUGAGAGUUGUAAAAGAUUUUGCUGGUGGUGAGAAGUUUGCCGGUGUUAAUCACCACAUGCAGUGUACAUUUUUUGGUUGUGGACUAAUAGUUGAUGAGACAAAGGAAUCAUUUAUAUGGCUAUUUAGGACAUGGCUUCGAGUGAUGAAAAAUAUGCAGCCUAAAGCAAUAUUUACAAUUCAAGACCCAGGAAUAAUGAGAGCAAUCAAGCUUGUGUUUCCAUUGACUGUGCAUCGGAAAUAUCCUGAUUUGAACGCAGUUUAUAGGAGUUGUAUUUAUGGUUCUAAUACACCAGUUGAAUUUGAGGAGCGUUGGGAGAGCAUGAGGGGAGAGUCGAUGAAUAUUUAUUUUCAGGGCUUCUUCACAUCAGCAAUACCUCUUAAUAAAUUUGUUGCUCAAUUUGAAGAAGCUGUGAACAAAAGAAGAGAAAAAGAAGCCAAGGAAGAUGCUAUUUGCAUCACCUUAUUCCCUUCUUGUGUUACAGGUCAUAGAAUUGAGCAACAAGCCGCUAAUGUUUAUACUAAUAAGGUGUUUAAGUUUUUCUCUGAAGAGUGGUUCGCUUGUUUUGGUCUUCAAGCAAAUCAAUGUGAUGAUGAAGUUAUAGCGAAGAGGUAUAAGGUCUUUCAUUUUGAUGGGGUUCGAGAGAAUGAUGUCCAAUAUGUAUUAGAUAAUCAUCAGACUGAUAUCACAAUUUGUGGAUGCACCUUGUUCAAUAACAAAGGUAUACUAUGCAGACAUAUACUUAAGAUAUAUGUGAUAACAGACAGAUCCUACAUUCCAGAUUGGUAUAUCAUGCAUAGGUGCACCAUAGCGGCCCAAUUUAGUAACACCCCAUCUGGAACUUUGUCAGGGUUAUCUCAAGGACAGCCACAACAACCAAUAUGGCUUUUACAAGAUCUUGCCAAUAAAUUUGCAAGAGAAAGAUCUCUUUCUGAAGAACGGUUUGAUGUUGCUUUAAAAAUAUUGAAUGAAGGGUUAGUGCAGGUCCAGAGAUUGCAAGCAAAUGUGCCUAGUUUGAGUUGUAUUCCUGAAUCUUCAACUGUAGUCCAACAAACAGUUAACACAUUGGGGAUUACGAGCGAUCAUACACAAGUUAGCAACUUCUCUUCGUAA
Telopea speciosissima is the source of this 1551-nucleotide messenger RNA. RefSeq names its product protein FAR1-RELATED SEQUENCE 12-like. The transcript has 5 exons. Bases 1 to 1551 code for a protein of 516 amino acids. Gene Ontology annotation, biological process: regulation of DNA-templated transcription. Lineage: Eukaryota; Viridiplantae; Streptophyta; Magnoliopsida; Proteales; Proteaceae. The record is from RefSeq and is a predicted model, not a curated record. Gene Ontology annotation, molecular function: zinc ion binding.